Messenger RNA from Thermothielavioides terrestris NRRL 8126, 3223 nucleotides. RefSeq lists its product as uncharacterized. The record is from RefSeq and is a predicted model, not a curated record. Gene Ontology annotation, biological process: positive regulation of transcription from RNA polymerase II promoter by galactose; DNA-templated transcription. NCBI's taxonomy places the organism in Eukaryota, Fungi, Ascomycota, Sordariomycetes, Sordariales, Chaetomiaceae. Gene Ontology annotation, cellular component: nucleus. The coding region runs from base 117 to 2903 and encodes 928 amino acids. Gene Ontology annotation, molecular function: zinc ion binding; DNA-binding transcription factor activity, RNA polymerase II-specific; RNA polymerase II cis-regulatory region sequence-specific DNA binding. The transcript has 6 exons.
CCUUAGGGGGGCGGGCUCGCUCCUCCCCAGGGUGGGUGCGGCGGCGCUGCGCCGCUCGGCGAGACAGAGAAGAGCUUGCGCACAGCAAACACCAUCCCCAUCCACCCGUGCCGGCGAUGGACCAGCUCGAAACUCAGGUCAGCGAUCUGCGCUCAUUCCUAGGGGCGGCGCCCGUUCCGCAGCAGGGCGCGGACGAGCUGCGAGUCGUGUCGCCGCACAGCGUCGCCCACCAUUCUGCCGCUCCACUUCGGGUCAGCACUCACCUCCAACUUUCCGAGCGCGGAAUUUCCUCCGCCCAGCAAACACCGCAAACCCAGCACGCCCAGCACGCCCAGCACGCCCAAGAGCCCCAGCAGGCCCAGCAAACCCAGUCCCAGUCACCGGCCAGCACCAUCGUCCCAAGCAGCAAUAACGCGAAGCGGAGAGCCGACGACGCAGAUGGAGCCCCCGCCAAGCAGCAGAGGAGCAAAAGAAAUAGGUACAUCUCGAUUGCGUGCAACGAAUGCAAACGCCGCAAGAUCAAAUGCAAUGGCCAGACGCCGUGCCAGCGGUGCGGCCACCUCAACCUGCAAUGUCUCUACGCCCCGAAUUGCUGCGCCAAUCUCAAGGACUCGGAAGAGUUCCGCCAGAUGGCCGACCAGGUGCGCGAGCUACAGGAGCAGGUCAGCUCGCUCGUUAGCUCCGUAAACUCUCUCCGCCAGGAGACGACCCGUCUCGCCCCUCUGCAAGACCGCGUGCUCCCGCCGCCCUCGGUCAGCCCGUCGUCGGCCUCGUCCGGCCGCCAGCAGAGGACCCCGCUCCCAUUUCGCGUGCCCACUGUCUACAGCGGGCCGACCAGCAUGGCCUACACCGUCGGCGUCGCCAAGAACACGCUCCUCAACAUGGGCUACUCCGGUGCGGCGGGAGACAGCCACGACGACGCCGCCGGACAGCACGAGGCGUCGCCGCAUGCCUCGCCCUUGCUGGCGCCCGCGCCGUCUGAAUCCCUUACCCAGGGCGCUGCCGAUCCCAUCUGGGAGUUUGACGAGGCCGAGAUGAUGCGCGUGAUGGACGUCUACCGCGAGGAGGUCGACUCCAUGUACCCGGUCGUUUCGUUAGGUCCCGCCAUCGAGUACAUGAAGUACGCCGCCGCGUGGACCGACUCGGCGCGCCGCAGCGGCGCCGCCCCGCCCCCCGGCCUCGAGCAGUUCCUCUCGGACCCCAGGACGCUGCUGCUGAAGAUCAUGAUGUGCUGCGCCCUCGUGGUCGCCGAGCACGGCAACAGCGCCAGGGCCGAGCGGCUGUACGACAGCAUGCAGCCCACCAUCGACAAGAUGCUCAUGACCGACCCGGCCGACGUGACGAGGCUGCCGUUCCUCGCCCUGUGCGCCGGCUACCGCUAUCUCUCCAACGACGAGAUCCUCGGCUGGCGCAUGAUGGGCCAGGUCGCCCGCAUGUGCUUCGAGCUUGGCCUGCACCGCCGGGAGGGCCUGCUCAAGAUCACCGACCGGCAGACCCGCCGGGACGUCCUGCACACCUUCUGGUCCGCCUACGUCUUGGAUCGCAGGUGGAGCUUCAGCACCGGCUUGCCCUUCGUUUGCCAUGACGAUAAGAUCGAUCCGAAGCUGCCGUACCCGGAGGACGGCCAUCCGUUUCUGGUGGCCAUGAUCAGCUACACGAGACUCAGCGCAAAAGUAUGGCGCAUGGUAGAUCACUUUGAGCCGACCGUGAUCCGCGAGCUGAAGUCCCGCGACUUUGAGGAGCUUGAUCGCGAGAUCAUGGAAUGGUACGAAUCCGUACAGGAGGAUCUCAAGACGGGCCCGUUAGACCUGGACAGGGUGUCGCUCCCGACGGGUCCUCACGACCUCCGCCGGUUGCGCAUCUGGACUCGACUGAGGCUGAACCAGGUCCGCAUCUGGCUCUACACGCCCGUUCUGCACAGCGCGACCAGCAUGGCCGAGAACGCGCCGCUCGCGCGCAAGGUGGUGGACCUGGCCAAACAGACGAUCCAGCUUCUGGCGCUCAUCAACAGCGAGACGGACCUGUACCGCCGCUUCCAGGUCUUCUACCACCAGUUCCUGACCUCGUCCAUCGCCGUGCUCUUCCUCGCCUCCACCCACGCACCCCUGCAGUUUAGCGCGCUCUGCCGCGACGAGUUCUACAUGGCCCUUGACCUCGUCAAGGAGAUGUCCGCACGCUCCUUCGUCUCCCAACGCCUGUGGCGCACCAUCCGCUCGCUGCGCGAGUAUGCGCCCAAGCUCGGCCUCGGGCUCGCCGAACCGUCGUCUUUUUCGUCGUCGUCGGCGGCGCCGGCGCCGGCGCCGGCGAUAUCCUCCUCCCUGCCCGGCGGCGGGCUUGCCACGUUGGCCGCUGCCGCGCCUCCAUCGCUGCCGUUACCGCCGCCCUACCUACCCGGUGCCUCCUCCACCCAGGGCCAUCACGGUCUGACGGCGCCGUUCGGAGCAAGCGGCCGCGCGGCGGGUAGCGCCUCCUCCCUCGUGCCCAGCCCGUCUGACCCGCAGCAACAGCCGCAGCCGCAGCUCGCGCCGGGGGGACCAACAACAGCAGCAGCCGCAGCAGCAGCAACAGCAGCAGCGACAGGCCACCACCACCACCACCACCAGCCGAUACAGACGACGGCCGCGGCGGCUGCCGGCGACGACCAGAGCAAUGGCCUGCGGCUGCAGACAGAGAUGUCGCGCAUCUACGAGGGGUACAUGGGCGCCGCGUAUGGCGCUGGCGGUGCUGCAGGUGCAGGUGCUGGUGCUGGCGGUGGUGCUGGUGCGGGCGCUGGCGGCGGCGCACCGGCGGCUAUGGGCUACGGCGGCGCGCCCGGGCAUAUGUUGGCCGGGCUUGGCGGCGACGCGUUUGCCGCGCAGGUCGGUGAUGGCGGGUUUUAUGAGCAUAUGAGGGGCAUGUUUUGACGUGCUCGCGGCGGGCGGAUGGAAGCUUUCCCGGCCUAGUUAGUUUGGUGUGUGUGUGUUAGCGAUGGUUGCGAUAUACCCCGGAAUUGCGGGUGCCCGGUUCUGUUGUUGGAAAGAAAAUAACAUUUUUUGCGCUACCUGUGUUGCAUGUGAAGUGGAGCGUGUGCGUUGCUUGCCUUUGGACUGCCUCUCGGCUUGGGCUAGACGUCUAUAUAGGUCAGGCGAGCCACCAGCGCUAUGCUAUCGCGCUGUGCGUCAUCCCCAUCCUCAUCCUCAUCCUCAUCCUCAUCCUCAUUCUCAUCCGCAUCCUUCAUCGUCUU